AUGCCUACCUCUCUGUACGACCUCAUCAUCCCUACCUUUAUCAAGGGUCUACAAACCUUUGACCACGUCCUCACAAAAGCGGAGCAAUACGCGAAAGAAAAAGGCCUCAACGCCGAUGAAGUCUUCCCCCAAGCCAGGCUCAUAGACGAUCAAAAGCCCCUCGUCUUCCAAGUGCAAACUGCCACCAGGGCUGUUCAGACAACCAUUGGCCGCUUGACAGGCGUUGAGCCCACAUUUUUUGAGGACAAUGAGAAGACCAUUGCCGACCUGCAUGCUCGAAUUCAAAAGGCUCUUGAGGCUGUGAAGGCCGUGAAGCCUGAGGAUGUUAACUCACGCGAGGAUGUCAAGGUGGAGCUCCCCCGGCCUGAUAAGAUCCUCUAUCUCACCGUCAAGGAGGCUACACUCUACCAUGGACAAACAAACUUCUUCUUCCACAUCGUCACUGGAUACUCCAUCUUACGUUCAAAGGGCGUUCCUAUUGGAAAGGCCGACUAUCUUGGAAACUUUCUUGCUCAAGCGAAUUCAACACUGGAAAAGGCAAUCGCUGCCGUUGGGGAGGAGGGGCUUGCAAAACUGUCGAAAGUAACUUACGAGUGCCAAAGUCUUAUGCAAAGCUACAAUCUCAUGCGCGCAGAUGUUUCAGCAGCAACAUCCGGAAAGCAGAACAUAUCUUAUGAACUAGACCCUCCGUUGCUUCGUCAGCGAAUCGACCGCCGUAUACAGCCUUCACAAGCUGCAUUGGCUGCUAAUUACGCUACCGAGGCUGUCAUGAAGUCUCCUGGCCUUGUUGAGCGGAUUCGAAAGUCAAAAAGUUCUGAAGAACGCGAGGUUGCUAUAAACGGCAUCAAGUUUCCCGCGGCAAUCUUGAUAAGCUCCCUCGUCGUUGUCGAUCCAGACACAUACCUACCAUAUAUCGUCCGCUCAGAAGAACAACAUCCGAUUUACGGAAACGCUACCAAGGACGUAUACCUCUCAAACUACAAAGAAGUAGAGGGGGUCAAAUUCCCCCACACUAUUCAGACGAUCUACAAUUCAUCUAGCCAACGACUCAACGUGGUCCUCGAAGACUUUGUCAUCGACAAAAUCAUCGCUACAGCAAUAUUUCCCGGAGAUUUCUUCGAUCUUGUUCCUCACGGUCAGAAAGUAAAUACAUCGGAAAUGCCUCCUGGUGUACCCAGUGGCCUUGUCACAGAUUACAGCACGAGUUUACUCGGAUCCCCAGUCAAGAAUGUCAGCGUCGAUGCUUUGAAAUCAGCUAGUCCUGUCGUUCUUUUGCAGUUGUACUGGCUCAUCCUCGAUGAUAGCCAUGAUCUGGGAUUCAAGCAGCUUAUCAUUGAGUUUGAGACUGAAGUUAUUGUGUGCGAUGCACCGCCCUUCUGGAGCGAGGCUGUCAUGGAGUGGAUUAAGAAGUACAUAGGCAAGAAGGUCACCUACGUCGCGCCUUCACAUCACCACCGAGAUCAUAGUGGUGGCGUAGUCGAUUACGUCCGUGCUGGCGCCAAGUUGAUCAUCCCUGAGAUGGCAGUAGAUUACUGGUCUAGCAUUCCAGGAGCCCAGUUCAUCACUUUCAAUCAAACACACCCUUACGUACAUCGAGACAACAAGGUCCAAGCAUGGUUCAACUGGGCUGAUCAAGCGCCUCACGCCGCUGACUGGACUUAUGUAAUGGUUACAGAGCGAUGUCCUGACAAAGACUCAUCGAUUUUUGUCUACGAGGCUGAUACGUGGGAGGCUGGGCUCAGUGUUGAUCUGGGUAAUCAGCAGCAGAUGAGGCAGUGGUUGGAUCAACUUUUGGAAGAUGGCCUUCCAAGAUCUACGACUGUGAUGCCCACGCAUGGAUGGAUUACUCCGUUGGAACAACUAAUCAACAUCACGGCUUAUCCAUACCCUGAUUUUGACAUUGGUCGUUGGAGGGAGGGUGCAGCGAUUUGUGAUGAAUCUUCCGCAAAGAAGCAUAAGGAUGAUAAGUGA
Fusarium subglutinans is the source of this 1971-nucleotide messenger RNA. RefSeq lists its product as uncharacterized. Lineage: Eukaryota; Fungi; Ascomycota; Sordariomycetes; Hypocreales; Nectriaceae. The transcript is spliced from 10 exons. The coding region runs from base 1 to 1971 and encodes 656 amino acids. The record is from RefSeq and is a predicted model, not a curated record.